GGAAUUAGUGUAGUUUGGAUUGUUGAAUUUUACUUGGACGCUUAAAAAUUAAGGAAUAUGUCGCGGAACGUGACGCUCUCGGAUGAGCAGAGCCGGCUGAAUGCGCGCCUGGAGGCGCACAUGGUGUACAUAUGCCCGGAAUGCGGAAAGGCCUUUCGCACGCAGGCCGAGUGGCGUCAGCAUCUGAACACGAAACACGACUAUCUGAAGAAGACCUACUCGGACUUCAACUUCAUUCAGAUCGACGAGCGCUUCCACGAGUGCCAGCUGUGCUUCAAGUGGGUGGAGAACGCCCACAAGACUAUUGCCCUGCUGCAGUACCACUACUUCAUGCACCUGGAACACAGUGAAACCUACCGCUGCGUACACUGCCGCAUGGCGUACACAAGGCGCAGGGCUCUGAAUGUCCACCUCUUGGACACGCACAUGCGGGAGAUCGAGAAGUACGAGAACAAACUGCGUCAGAUGAAGCGGCAGCAGCAAACAAAGACCUCCACUGUGGCAGGAUCUGAUUCAGGAAGUCCAUCAAAGGGACGCGGCCGCCCCAAAGGAUCUGUGAACAGAAAGCAAAAGGAUCUGCUGCAAAAGGCUCUCAUGGACAUCGAUCUGAACACGGAGUUGGAGAAAUCUCCCACUCAACCAGCGGCAGCAGUAGCAACAGCUCCUGCGGUCGCCACUAAGGUCAAUUCAAAUGUCAGUGAACAGAAUCUGGAUCGGUGUUUGAAUGCCUACGAGGACAUCGUGCGCAAGGAGGAGGAAAAGGUGUCCAAGUAUGAAGACGAUCUGGAUGCUCUGUGCCAGGAGAUCUUUGAGGAUGGCACUAACACCAGCAAAGGAACAGCAGUUGAGGAGCAGCAUCUGGCGGAAACAGAACUGCCACAGAAAAAUCAGGAAGUGGUAAUCAUCGAGAUCGACGCCCUUGGCAAGGAUGAGGUGGCCCAGUUGAAGAAAGAUAUGAAAUCGGACUCAGUGGUUCAAGCAGCUAAGCGUCGUCGCCUGUCAACGACGCCUACCCGCGACUCAGAUACAGAGAUGUCCACCAAUGGCCUGAUAAAGCUCGUGUCAUACUUGUGCCCAAACUGCGGCAAAGAGAUCGCCUCGAUGGAUGGAUGGCGCGCGCACGUGUUCAAGAAGCACGACUUUGAGCACAUUAUCGAGAACAGCUUCAAGAUUAUGGAGCCGGGGCGCAAGGCCAUGUGCCUGCACUGCCGCGAGGUGCAGCCGACGACCAAUAGGUCGCUUCUGCAGAAACACUACUUCAAGCAUCUGCCUUACAGAUCCUACCUUAAGUGCACACUCUGCGAUCGCACCAAGACCAGCACCUCUAAGAUUCUCAACCACAUCCGCUACAACCACCAGGAGGAGCUGCAGCGUAAGAACAAGACGCAAUUGCUCAUAAAACCGGAGCCCAGAUGGUCCAGUCCCAGUAGGUCCGGUAAAGCAACCAAGCGGGAUGAAGCUGGUUCCGAUGGCGAGGAGGAUGGAGACGAGGAAAAUCUUGCUUGCGAGCACUGUAAUAAAACAUUCAAAACCAAAUGGCGCCACGAUCGCCAUGUAGUCGCAUGCAAAAGAGCUGGGGUUAUCCGGACAUCAUCGCCAGUCGAAGGCACCGUCGAAGCCAUGCUGAAUAAUCUGCGAGAGGGGCAUAUUCGAAUGAACGCUAUCUGGAAAGCGAUGCAACGUGAAAAGCUUUAGUUCUAGCUUAGUUUAAGUCGAUUAGCUGAAAAAUAAAGAAUCUGAAAGAAUUAUUUAACUUUUGAUA
This is a messenger RNA of Drosophila suzukii, 1762 nucleotides long. RefSeq lists its product as uncharacterized. The record is from RefSeq and is a predicted model, not a curated record. Lineage: Eukaryota; Metazoa; Arthropoda; Insecta; Diptera; Drosophilidae.